This is a messenger RNA of Scomber japonicus (chub mackerel), 486 nucleotides long. RefSeq names its product interleukin 17a/f3 (gene il17a/f3). Gene Ontology annotation, molecular function: cytokine activity. The record is from RefSeq and is a predicted model, not a curated record. The coding region runs from base 1 to 486 and encodes 161 amino acids. The transcript is spliced from 4 exons. Gene Ontology annotation, cellular component: extracellular region. NCBI's taxonomy places the organism in Eukaryota, Metazoa, Chordata, Actinopteri, Scombriformes, Scombridae. Gene Ontology annotation, biological process: inflammatory response.
AUGCUUCUGGUGUUGAGAGCUCUGUUGGUGCUGGGCCUCGUCUCUUUGCACGCCUGCAGAAGAGAGCAGACGGUCAAGGUGAAGUUGGGUCGAGGAACCGGAUUUAAGGGCAAGUCAGUGAGACUCUUCCUGGAUCCCUCAGUGCAGCCUCAGAUUGGCAGAGUGUCUGAUGGCACCAUCUCCAACAUGUCUCUGUCACCCUGGAACUACAGUUACACCACUGUGGAGUCUCGUUUACCCAGGCGGAUCUCUCAUGCUCAGUGCCUGACCUCUGGAUGUCUCAGCCUCCAGGGGGAAGGUGAAGAUUUAGCUCUGGAGGCCAAACCCAUUUACUACCAGGUCCUGGUCCUCCACAGAGUCCCAAGGAAAGAGAAGAACAACAAAGAAGGGAAGAAGUCCAGGAGGAAGUAUGACUUAAAACUGGGAACGGAGGUGAUCUCAGUGGGCUGUACCUGUGUGAGGCCCAGCGUCAUACAGGAGCCGUAA